This is a messenger RNA of Schizosaccharomyces cryophilus OY26, 2148 nucleotides long. Its product is annotated as vacuolar membrane amino acid uptake transporter Fnx2. The transcript is spliced from 4 exons. Gene Ontology annotation, molecular function: basic amino acid transmembrane transporter activity. Lineage: Eukaryota; Fungi; Ascomycota; Schizosaccharomycetes; Schizosaccharomycetales; Schizosaccharomycetaceae. Gene Ontology annotation, cellular component: fungal-type vacuole membrane. Bases 209 to 1879 code for a protein of 556 amino acids. Gene Ontology annotation, biological process: basic amino acid transport; transmembrane transport. The record is from RefSeq and is a predicted model, not a curated record.
ACUUAUUAUAAGGAGGCUUUAUUCCUUCGUAAGUUAAAUUUGCCCAAACGAUAAGGAGCUUUGUAAACCUUUCAACUUCCAUAGUGUUCACCUGCCCUUUUUCACAUUAUUAAUAGAGCAAUUGAGCCUUGAACUGUCUUUACCGGUUUCUCUAAACAUAAAAAACUGUUGGUCGUAGAGACGUCCUUUGUUACCAAUUUUUUGGAACAUGUUUACCGAAAAUCCCAGCCGAGGAAGUAGUCAGGAGCGUGAAAGCAUCUUGCAUUCGAGGAAUGAUGCGUCGUUUGUUUCUUAUGCAUCGUUUUCAGACAAUCAAAAAAAGUCUGACAAUGUCAAUGUUACAUCUCACAGUCAAUCUUAUGGAGAUGUUAGUAGCGUAGACAAAGGAAAAACAUCUGGUACUGCAGUUUGGAAAGUACUUCCUGCACUUUUAUUAGGUGUCAUUUUGUCUGCUCUGGAUAAUACCAUUGUGGCUUCCACAUAUACUAAGAUCGGUGCUGAAUUUGGAAAGUUCAAUGAAAUCUCUUGGGCUGCUACUUCAUACAUGAUAGCAUGUACAGCCUUCCAACCUUUAUUCGGACGAUUUUGUGAAAUAUAUGGAAGAAAAUCAACUCUUCUAUUUGCUUAUUGUGUCUUUGGACUUGGUUGCUUAUUCUGCGGCUUAUCUCAAUCGUUAUAUCAACUCGUAGCUGCUCGUGCUAUUGCAGGUAUCGGCGGAGGUGGCAUGAACUCUACAGUUACGAUUUUAAUGAGUGACCUUGUACCUUUAAAGCAGCGUGGAACAUAUCAAGGUAUUAUAAAUGUGUUUUUUGCGGUUGGUUCUAGUUUGGGUGGUCCUAUAGGUGGAUUUUUCGCUGAUCAAUUCACUUGGAGAUUGGGAUUCUUCAUUCAAGUACCCCUGCUGGUAGCAGCAUUCCUUACUGUCACUUUCUUUCUUCAUCUUCCAUAUCAAAAUCGAGAAAGCUUCACUGAAAAGUUUUCGAGAAUCGAUUGGUUGGGUCUUCUUCUGUUAAUCUCAGGUGUCUUUAAUAUGACUUUUGCUUUAACUCUCGGAGGAAACACUCGAGCAUGGUCAGAUUUUUUAGUUGGGACUCUCAUUGCAGGAUCGCUUGUCUCCUAUGUCGCUUUUAUUUAUGUUGAAACUUACGUUGCCGAAGAACCAUUAGCCCCUAUAACUGUGCUGAAAGAUAGAACAUGUUUGUCUGCCUAUCUUUGUAAUUUCUUUCAAAGUUUGUCUCAACUUAGCUGGAUUUACUCUUUACCAAUCUAUUAUCAAGCGGUCAUGAAUCAAAGUACCGAAAAAUCUGGCGCCUGGUUGAUCCCAAUGAUUGUAGGUUCAAGUGUUGGUUCUUUGCUUGGCGGAAUUGUGAUAAAUAUGACUGGAAAUUACAAGAGAAUUACAGUUAUCAGCUACUUUGUUGCAUUCGUCGGGGCUUUGUGUAUGUUACGAUAUGGUUUAAACACACAUGUUUGGGAAUAUAUUUUAUAUCCUGCUCUAGGAGGUUUAGGAACUGGUAUUUCUAUAACGACUACAUUAGUUGCUAUUAUCCAUGCAUCCCCUCCCUCCUUGCAAGCUUCUGCCAUUGCUACAUCUUACUUGUUCCGAUCCAACGGAUGCGUUCUCGGUGUCUCUGUUUCAUCGUCCAUUAUUCAGACUUCUUUGAAAAAUCAGUUAAGGAAGUACUUUGAUUAUGGACUGGACGAACUCGUUCACCAACUGCAAAAAGAUAUCUCAUUUGUUCAUACUCUUCCUGAGCAAAUCCGAAAUAUUGUCAUCCGUGCGCUUUUAACAAGUGUUCACUACACCUUUUUGUUUACGUCUAUUUCAUUUUUUGUUGCAUUAUUAAUCUCUUUGUUCAUACGCAGUCAACAAAUCUAGUCCCGAAAUAUUACUAGUUAUACCGUUGUUGUUUGCCUUAUUUCACCUUCAAUUUUGCCCCUGUAUUGCCUUAUAAUUUGCUUAGCUUAAUUUUCUGGGUGUUGCUUCUUUGCUAAUCGUCUAUUUCCUAUUGUUAUUUUUCCACCCUAAAGUAUGAAAUUAUUAAUAAUAUCUUCUGAAAACAAUUAUACGCUCGCAUAGCCGAAACACAGGGUUCUGAAACUUCUUACCGAAGCAAAAAAACCAAAACCAAUGAUUCAAUGUUUAUU